AUGCAAGCGGUAUCAAAUGCUCGCCGAGUCUCUCGGCUCUUGCAAUCUCCAAUUUUCCGUUCAUUUCAUCUUCGAACCACCGAACAACCGUUUCUCUCAGGGCUCGUACAACGCAAUUUCAGUUCCGGAGUUGAUAACGUUGAAGGGACUCCAACAGAAGCUGUGAAGGAUCUUUAUGAUAAAAUGCUUCAGUCUGUGAAUGUUAAACGAUCCAUGCCUCCAAAUGCUUGGCUAUGGUCAAUGAUUGCGAAUUGUAAACACCAGCACGAUAUUAGUCUUCUCUUUGACGUUUUGCAGAACCUCCGCAGAUUCAGGUUGUCGAAUCUUCGCAUACACGACGAUUUCAAUUGUAGUCUCUGCCGGGAAGUUACUAAAGCAUGUGUUCAUGCUGGAGCCAUUGAUUUUGGGAAGAAGGCUUUGUGGAAGCAUAAUGUCUAUGGAUUGGCACCUAGUGUUGCAUCGGCACACCAUAUAUUGACGUAUGCUAAGAAUCACAAUGAUACUAAUCUAUUGGUGGAAGUAAUGAAACUUUUGAAGAGGAAUGAUUUACCAUUGCAACCGGGCACGGCAGAUAUAGUUUUCAGCAUUUGUUAUAAUACAGAUGAAUGGGAGUUGAUUAAUAAGUACGCAAAAAGGUUUGUCAAGGCUGGUGUAAAACUACGACAAACCUCAUUUGAAACAUGGAUGAGAUUUGCUGCGAAAAGAGGAGACACUGAGUCAUUAUGGAAAAUAGAAAAGUUGAGAUCUGAUUCAAUGAAGCAGCACACUUUGGCAACUGGGUUUUCUUGCGCCAAGGGCCUUCUAUUGGAACGUAAACCUAGUGAUGCCGUUGCCAUCAUUCAAGUUCUAAAUCAGACUUUGUCUGAAGCCAAAAAGUCAGGCAUGAAGGAUGAACUUCAGAAACUUGUAUCUGAGUGGCCUUUGGAAGUACUUAAGCACAAAAAAGAAGAGGAAAGAAAGGCAUUAGCAGCCUCUUUGAAAUCUGAUAUCCUUGACAUUGUUAAUAAUUUGGACACGGGACUUGAGGCUAACAUAAGUUUGGAAGACUUAAACCGAAGAGAAAGCAUUCCACAAUAG
Molecule: messenger RNA, 1077 nt
Organism: Vicia faba (fava bean)
Lineage: Eukaryota; Viridiplantae; Streptophyta; Magnoliopsida; Fabales; Fabaceae
Source: the annotation of a GenBank genome assembly